Perca fluviatilis (European perch) is the source of this 914-nucleotide messenger RNA. Its product is annotated as proline-rich protein 36-like. The coding region runs from base 57 to 914 and encodes 285 amino acids. Lineage: Eukaryota; Metazoa; Chordata; Actinopteri; Perciformes; Percidae. The transcript has 2 exons. The record is from RefSeq and is a predicted model, not a curated record.
GGAGGUUUAAUUAGCGGACCCUGACGCUGUGGCACAACAAAUGGAGCAAGGCAAUUAUGAGGGACACUGUCACCAUAGCAGUUCCGGGGCCCAGUGCUCCCCAGACUGCAGCUGAGCCCCUGCCUGCCCCACGGACUCUGCUGCAGCAGCCCCAACAGCCAGACCAGCAUCAACUGCCUACAGAUAACUCUGGUCUGGCUGCCACCAUCCGAGGGCCGCUUGCCCCGGAACUGUUUGACCUCAUUGCCGCCCACCAAAAGUGCCACCGCCUCUCCUCCACUGCCCCCCGAUGGACAACACCCCAUCCUCUGCCCCUGUCCCCGAUGGACACCACCCCAUCCUCUGCUCCCCCGAUGGACACCACCCAAUCCUCUGCCCAUGUCCCCCCGAUGGACACCACCCAAUCCUCAGCCCAUGUCCCCCCGAUGGACACCACCCAAUCCUCGGCCCCUGUCCCCCCGAUGGACACCACCCCAUCCUCUGCCCCUGCUCCCCCGAUGGACACCACCCCAUCCUCUCUGCCCCUGCUCCCCGAUGGACACCACCCCAUCCUCUGCCCAUUGUCCCCCGAUGGACAACAACCCCAUCCUCUGCUCCCCGAUGGACACCACCCCAUCCUCUGCCCAUGUCCCCCGAUGGACACCACCCCAUCCUCUGCUCCCCCAUGGACACCACCCCAUCCUCUGCCCAUGUCCCCCGAUGGACACCACCCCAUCCUCUGCUCCCCGAUGGACACCACCCCGUCCACCAGUGGCACUCCUGCUCCCUCCACCAGCACUGCUGCAGCCUCUGCUGGAGCCAUCCCCCGCUCUACUGAGUGGAGGCACAGGGUUCACGCAGAGCAGGCACGUCGGGCCCAGGAGGAAGGGCCUUGCUUAAGCCCCUCAAAAGGUCUCCCGGCUCACCAAUUCUAG